AUGACAGGAGGAGACGUGGCUCCCUUGGGGCCGCAGGCAGUGACCAAGAUCCACCAGAUGUUUGACUUGACUGGGGCUGGACUAUGCGCUAAUGACAGGAGGAGACGUUGCUCCCUUGGGGCCGCAAGCCGUGACCUCCACCAUAUGUUAGAUCAGUGUGCAUUGCUCUCUGUGUGCUCUCUGUGUGCUCUCUGUGUGCUCUCUGAUCCUCCUUCCCCAUCUCACCCUCUUGUCUUUCAGGGACUCGACUAUGCGUUAAUGACAGGAGGAGACGUGGCCCCUCUAGGGCCGCAAGCCGUGACGAAGAUCCACCAGAUGUUUGACUGGGCGGCGCACACCAAGCGCGGGCUGCUACUGUUCAUUGACGAGGCGGACGCCUUUCUGUGCGAGCGCAACAAGAUCACAAUGAGUGAGGCGCAGCGCUCCGCCCUCAACGCCAUGCUCUUCCGCACGGGUGACCAAUCGCGCGACAUCGUGCUUGUACUCGCUACAAACAGACCCGAGGAUCUGGAUAGCGCAGUCACCGACCGAAUCGACGAAAUGAUGGAGUUCCCUCUCCCGAGGGAGGAGGAGCGGUUCCGCCUGCUCCAGCUGUACCUCCACCGCUACGUGACAAACUCGCAGGACGGCAGGAAGUGGUGGAAGCGGGGCGGCGGCGGGAUUGCCGCAGCGUUCCGAAAACAGGAGAAGAUUGAGGUGAAGGGGAUUUCGGAGGAUGUGUUAAGGGAUGCUGCGAGGAAGAUGGAGGGGUUUUCGGGGCGCGAGAUUGCCAAGUUUAUGGCGAGUGUGAGGGGGGCGGUGUAUGGGAGCAAGGAGAGCGUGUUGGAUGCGCAGUUGUUUCUAGAAGUGGUGGAUUAUAAGGUCGCUGAGCAUCAGCAGAGGCGGGAUCUGGUGGCAGGGAAGGGCUGGGAAGCACCGGGGGAGGAGGGGGGUGUUGCAGGUGAGAAGAAGGCAGAAUAG
Molecule: messenger RNA, 960 nt
Organism: Closterium sp. Yama58-4
Lineage: Eukaryota; Viridiplantae; Streptophyta; Zygnematophyceae; Desmidiales; Closteriaceae
Source: the annotation of a GenBank genome assembly